CGUGGGUGAAAGGUUUGACAGUUUCCCCUCUUUUUGCGCCCUCGCCGCCGGGCUCCGCCGCCUCUUCCGCCGGCCGUUGCCACCCCGCCCCACCCUAAAUCUCGCGACUUCGUUCGACUCCGAUAAAAUCAUCUUGCGCUGGUCGCGGCGAAGGAGGGAGGGAGGGAGGAGGAUGGCCGCGAACGACGGCGGCCCAGAUCUGCCCGCCAACGCCCCCGUCGGCGGCGACGCAGACGCCGGCGGGCCGUACAUCCCCGCGGAGCUGGUCCCGGACAUCGCGAAGCACCUGACGAGCCUGCACGACUUCUUCGCCCUCCGCGCCGGCUGCCGCGCCUACCGCGCCGCCCUGCCCAACUGCCGGUACCUGCUCGCGAACCAGCCGCCGCACCUCCUCGUGCCCCACACCGCCGACCCCUCGCUGCCCCUCUUCAAGGUCCUCGAGCCCGGCUGCGCCGCCUUCUCGCUCGCCCUCUUCCACGUCCCCGACCGCCGCCUCCUCCGCUUCCGCGCCCGCCUCCCCUUCGCCAGGACCGGCGGCGUCCUCACCUCCGACGGCGCCCGCGUCGCCGCCGUCGACGGCGCCACCGGCGAGAUCCUCGUCACCGAUCUCCUCUCCGGCGUGCAGGCCCGCCUCCCCAGGCCCCCGCUGGAGUACAGCCGCGUCAUCCUCAGCGGCGGCUACGUCUUCGCCCCGGCGAAGGGCCGCACGGAGAUCCAGUACUGCAGCCUCUGGUACGCCCACUGGGCCGUCGCGUCCUACGGCGGCGACUUUGAGAUCCAGGACUGGCGCAUCGUCAACGGCGCCCUCUACGGGCUCCUCCCCUCCUGCGGCCUCGUCAUGGCUUCGCUCCCCAAGGACAACACUAUGGAACUGUGGAUGCUUGGAGGCGAAUUCGACGAAGACCUUGAAGAGAUUCUGAAGGAGACCGUAGGCGGAUCAUUGCUGGGGGAGUGCGGUGGCGAGCCCUUGCUUAUCUGCAAGGUGGGGCGCAUCGAUCCGGAAUACAAGAUUCUCCGGUGGGACUUCAAUGUGGGGAAGUGGGUGAUGACAACGAGCCUCGGUGGACAGACGCUGUUUAUUGGCUAUGAUGAUUUCGUCGCGUGCCUUGGUCCUGAUGUCCCAGGGAUCCGUGCCGACUGUGUGUAUGGAUCAUUGCCAUGGAGUGGGGGAUGGAGCGAGUAUUCUCUGGUCGAUAGGACCUGUAAAUGCUUCCCUGCACAGUAUCCAGGUGAACCAGGGGUUGGUUUCGGGAGGCCGCAGGUUUGGGUGCUUCCAAGCUUGUUCUGCGACUACUGAGGUUCAAAGGAAUCGUGCACCAAGGAACCUGAUUCCAAUAAAGUCUCCUUGCGAUUAACUUAUAUUUGCUGUUUCAGCACAACAUUGGAGAAAUAACUUGGCAAGAAGCUUGUCUCCGCGGUCUGCUGUUAACUGUAGUCGAUGUAGACAUCGCUCUAUUGUGAAGCCGAAGUGGAGUUCUUGCGUAUAGCCGAGCCUUUGGUGCAAUGCAAUGAAGAAUCAUGCUUGAACUGAAAUUUCGAGUCAUGCUAAAUUUGUUGUUUUCCGCAACUUUUACCAUAGGGAUGGGUUUGGUUUGCCUCAAAGGAUUAAGAUUAACAGUAUGGUUAAUCAUUAUGUGUGCUGUGUUAUCUUGGAUUGUUUCACCUUCUUUAUGUGUUUGAUGGUGUGCUUUUAUAUUUUAUUAACUACUAAGCUUGAGAACACAUUGUUUUACCUUAGCCGUAUUGAUGCAGGUUUCCAGA
Messenger RNA from Triticum dicoccoides, 1761 nucleotides. RefSeq lists its product as uncharacterized. The transcript has 2 exons. The record is from RefSeq and is a predicted model, not a curated record. NCBI's taxonomy places the organism in Eukaryota, Viridiplantae, Streptophyta, Magnoliopsida, Poales, Poaceae. Bases 173 to 1297 code for a protein of 374 amino acids.